AUGAAGAAUUCAUUGAAAAAUAUUAAAUUGAAAUUAAAGAAUAAAACCAAAAAAGGGAAUUUUGUGUCGUUUUAUGACAGAAUAAAAGAAAUUAAUGAAAAGGAAAAAUUACAGACAUAUAAUUUAUUAAACGACAGUAACUACGGUGAUUACUUAAAGCCCCACAAAAAAAGUAACGAGUUAAAUGAUAAUGAUGAUUUGAAGAAAACGAAUUUUUAUGCAGCCCUACAGGAAUAUCCAAAAAUUUGUUGCAAUAGUGAUUUUAGAAAAUGCUGUAGAGAAUUAGCACCGUAUGCAAAAAACUUAAUGUUAAUUAUAUUAAACAAAGACAAGAUAUUUGGUAAUAUUUUAAAAUAUAUUGAAAAUAGCAAGAUUAAGAACGAUGAGAAAUAUUUCUAUAAAUUACUGGUUAUUUUAAUCAAAGAUCUAAAGGACGAAAGUAAAAAGUAUACGGAAGAAAUAUUAAAAAUUUUAUAUGUUAAAAUAAAUUUUAACAAUUUGGAUUUGUUAGAAGAAAUAUUUAGUAGUUAUGCAAAUAUAUUUCGUAUUAUGAAUAAAAGUAUUAUAAAGAAUGUUGAUAAGUACAUAAAGAUAUCCUUACCAUUAUUAUGUCAUCGUAAUAACAUAAUAAAAAUUUUUAUUGCUGAUAGUUUUUCAUAUCUGUUAAGAAAAUUAUCGUUACAUGAUCUAAUAUUAUGUUUUCAUAAAUUAUAUUCUUACUUCAAUUAUAUAAAAAAAAAUAAAUUAAGGGAUUAUUCAGAAACACUAAGUCUACUAAUGUUGGAAUCUUUAAAGGUCGAUAACAGCAAAUUAUCUACGAAAACUUUGCCAUUUUUGAAAUAUAUAAUUUAUUCAAUUUUUUUAAAAGAAACAUAUUAUUGCAAAGAAACUGGUUUUAGUUAUGAUCCACUUAUAAAUAUUAAUGAUAUGAAUUAUCUAGAAAAAGCAACUGCUUCUUUUUUUAUUGAUAUAUAUAAUUUCACAAAAAAAGAAACAUUCGAAUGUGUAGAAAUCUUUUUAACUUUUAUUUUAAAAAAGUAUUCCUCCAUAUAUAAUAAAUGCUACAACGACAUUUUAUUUUGUUCUAAAAAAUGGGAUGUUUCAAAGUUGGUAGAGGAAGAAAAUGAACGAAUUUUUGAUGCUAACAAUAGGCGACCCUUUAUAACAGGAGCAAAUGAAGUUAGCAAUAGAGUGUGUUCAAGUAACUGUGGUCAGAUUGAUAAGUACAACAAUAUAAGUCCCUUAGCAAAGGAAGAAGCAGAGAAUGGUUUAUAUAAAAGUGAUAAAGAGAAUGGAAAUAAAAAUGGUAUAAAUAAAGAGGAAAAUAUUUCCAAUAAGCAGGAGGAGGAAAUUUGUAUGAAAAACAUCUUCUACAAAUCAACCAAUUUUUUUCUAAAAAAAAUAUUAUAUAUAUGGAUAGAAAAAAAUAAUGAGAGGAAAAAUAUCAUAAUUGAAACUACUCUCCAUGAGCUGAGUAAAUAUGUACAAAAUUUAAAUAAUAUAAAAUUAAAUCCUUGGAGUUUUUUUUAUAUAUGGAAUAUAUAUGAUCACAUAUUUUUUUUAUUAAAUCAUGAUUCUAUUCGUAAUCAAGAUAUUAGUAACAUAUAUGUCUAUUUUGUCAAUAAUUUAAUGAAUAUUUUGAAUACAGAGGAGGAACAUAUCAAGAACGGAAAGGACCACUUUAGUAAUUAUUUAUUACGCUUUUUUAUCCUUAAAAUAGAUGAACUUUUAACUAAAAAUAGUUCAAACCAUGACUAUUUUUACUUUAACAGUUUUUUAAAAUACAUAUUUAUGAGAAUAAUAAAAUAUUCGAAACAUGUCAAUAGUUUAUACUUCUUUGAAAAAAUAUCCCACACAAAUAUAUCGUCUUCCCUUUUGGAUAAGUACAUCUCAGAUGGAAGUGAAAGCCUAUGGAACGAAAUAUGCUCAGUUAACUUUAGCGAUUUAUAUAUAGCAAAAAUAUUUAUCAUACAUGAUAUUAUAAAGAAUUUGAUAAAAAAAGAAAAGGAAAAUGCUAUCGUUAAAAAUAAAAAAGGAAAUAGAGUUCUGCAGGAGGAGCACUGCUAUAUGGAAAUUCUGCACAAUAGUAACAUUCAUAAUAUGGAUAAUCCUGGGACCUAUCAAAAAAAUGGUAAUAGUACUAAUAGUAAUAACAUGUGUGUUAACUGUAGUGACGGUAGCACCAGUGAUGGUAAUAACUACUGUAUCCGUGGUAAGGGUUGUAAUGGAAGUGGCAUCUCCCUAAUGAACUGUCGCAAUUGUACCGAAGUGCAAGUACAUGUUGCACUCGCAGAUUUAUGUUUAUUAAUUUUUGACAAAAUAAAAAAGUUGCAUGUAAUCUUAAAAUGCAUUAAUGAAUAUGUAAGUGAGGACAAUAAAAAAAUAGGAGUAAAUUCAAGGGAAAAUCAAAAAAAAGUUGUCUCUUACGUGAAAUCAGUAUUACUACUUUUAUUUGCCUAUAUUAAUUUGUUGUUAGAAAUGGUGGUCACUAAUAAAGUUCUGUUAUUAUUCUAUAAAAAAAAAAAUAAAGAAGGAGAGGGAGAGGUGGAACCUGCUUCAGUACUUUACAGCCUAUGUGAUAUUUUAGUCAUUCUAAAAUAUAGCAAUUUUGCGCAGAACGAAUGUAAGGAAAAUACAUUUUUGGAUACUAAUAUAUAUAUAAAUAGUAUUAUACUUGAUAUUAACAUUAUCAUAACCAUCCUGUUAAAAAGUACUUAUAAUAAUACAAUAAAUGAAAAUAUGAUUACAAAAAAUAAUAGAUGUUUAUUAAAUUUUUUAAGUAAAUGGAAACAACAGGAUAUAUAUUGUGCUAACUAUUUGUCUAAAAUUAAAGCUAUAAUAACAAAUUUAAAUGAGUUGAACUAUUUUAAAAAUAAAAUAGAUGAUGUAAUUCUAUAUUUAAAGGUUUUUAAAAAACUUCUAUUAUUUUAUGAUACAAGAAACAGAAAAGAACUCUUAGAAGUAAUUAAAUUUUUAAUAGGAAUAUAUAUUGAGUUGAAAGCUAACAGAAAAAGUCAUGGUGUAGAAAGGAAGGAUGAUAAUAUCGUAUUUUGGAGAAAAAAUACACAUUAUGAAAAAGUGCUAUUUGUUUUUGAUUGUAUGAUAUAUUUAGAAAAUGAAGAAUAUCUAUUAACAUAUGAAAAAAUAUAUGACUCCAAAAUUAUGGAUGUAAUAAAUUAUUUAACAAAUUUAAAAAAUUUGAAUAUUUUCAGUGAAUAUAUAUUAAAAUUUUCUACAAAAAUUUGUAUUAUAGAAUUAAUUAUGCUAUUAAAUAUUCCCCUAAUAAGUAUACCAAAAUCGGUUAUUAGUAAUUUUAAAAAUUUUUUGCGCUCAUAUACUGUUGAAAGAAAAAUUAAUGACAAAAAUGAUUAUUAUUGCCAUUCGGAAUAUUAUUUUUUUAUAAUAAAUUUCUUAUUUAAAUUUAGUAAAAGUAAAUUACAUAUGCUUGAAGGGAAAAUAGGGAAAAAAAAUCUUCAAAAGGAUACAUUACUAAAUAAUAAUUUUAAUGAUAGAAAUAUUAAUAAAGAGGAAAAACUCGUAGAACUGGUAAAAUACAACAUUGCAGAGGAGGAAGAAAUUUCCAAGUGUCAUAAUUUAAAACACUUUAUUUCGGUGAGCAUUAAAGAAUGUGAACAGAAAUUUCAAUGUUAUUUAUAUAAAAGAAAAAAUAAAGAUGUAAUACAAACUUCUUCACAAGAGGAACACUUUAAUAUAGAAAUUUUUUUGAAAAACAUUUUAACAUCGCUUGAUUUUUUGAUAAUUCCACAAAUUAAUAGUUUUAAUAAACCUUUUAAAAUAAAAAUACUAGACAUGUACGUAUGGAUUAUUGGGUACAUUAAUAUGAAUUGUAGCUAUUAUAUAAAUGAGUUAAAGUAUUAUAAUUUGAUUGACGUAUUAUUUGAAAUUGUUUACAAUUUGAAUUCCAUUUUUUGUAAUUACAGAGAUGAUGACAUUACCGUGGCUGAUAUCGCUUCUCAUACCGCUACUACUACCGCUACUACUACCGCUACUACUACCGCUACUACGACCGCUACUACGACCGCUACUACGACCGCUGCUACUAUCGCUGCUACUACCGCUACUACUACCGCUGCUACUACCGCUGCAACUGCUCCUAAUGUACAUCGCAAACAUAAUGGACCAUGUUCACAGUCAUUCUCAUUGAUAAUUGGCAAAGUUAAAUUUUCCAUAAAGGUUUUUGUAAGCAAAUUUAUGUAUAAUAUGCACCUUUUAAGGAUACCUAAUGUCUUAAGAUUUAUACACAUAUUAUGUUCAUACAAUAAAAAAUUAAAUAAUUACAGAAAUGAUAUUGAAGAAAUUUUAUCAGAGCAGAGUAUUAAUUUUACCAAGUUACUGUUAAAUAUAAAGGAAGAGGACAGCAGCACAAUCAGUCCAAUUUUAACAAAAAUUAUUUUUUGUAUGUUAAAAAACAGAACGAAAGGGGGUAAUUAUAAGUUAAAGAAGAAUAUGAUUUUUUACUUAUCUGCUAUUUCGAAUGAUAAUUAUUGUCACAUACUUAUACCAGUUAUUUAUUCAUUUACAAAUGUGUAUGAAAACAAAAUCGACUAUAACAAUUUGCUUAGAUAUGAAGACAAGGAAAAGGUUCUUGUUGAAUUUUUAAAAACAUGUCAAGGAAACUUUUCGAAACACUGGAAUUAUCUAUGUAACUUAGGAAAUGUGAAUAGAAGUGCGGAUAAAUUUGAUUGUACAAGUGAGAAUAUAACAAAAGGGAGUGCAAACAACACUUUUUCGUAUGAGCACAUAUUUAAUGAUUCCCAUUGGUGUUUUAAUAAUUACAUAAUUGAGAUAAAAAAAGAUGCACUGUUUAAAAAUUUUUAUUUCAACAGAAAUUUCAAAUUGUUGAUUCAGAUCUUAAAAAUUAUGAAACAUAAACUAAAUUGUUAUUUCGAAUUUUUGUUUCAUAUAUUUAUUACCAUAUCAUACUAUAUUAAUAUCUAUUAUUAUGUAAGAAGGAAACUCAAAUCGAGGAAUAUUUUUUUAAGCCUUAAGCAAAUGGAAUAUAGUAAAUACGAACACACAGUAGACUACGCUGCAUAUGAUCUUUUACCACUUUAUGAGAAUAGCAAUGUUCAUGAUAGUAACUAUAAGAAUAACGGUAAUGAUGAUCGCAGCAAUAGCGAAAAUGAAAGAAAAAGCGACAUAAGUUGCAAACUCGAAGUAGUGGAAAAAAGUAGGAGUCAAGUGAACUUUCCAAAAACACCUAUAAUAUUGAAAAAAAAAUAUAUCGAGCUAAAUAUAAAAGAUACAUAUUUGAAGAAUAUCCAAAAAAAAUGCAUAGAAAAUAUUCAGUUUAUUAUGCUUAACUAUGAUAUUAGGGAACUUAAUUUGUUGAAAGUUAAGGACUUUUUUACCUUCUUAUUCUACAAAAAUUUAAGGAAUAUAGGGAAAAAGAAUAAGUUCUUAAAUAUUCUAUUUAAUAUAUGGUGCAAAAAUGAGGCAUAUUAUGAUUUUUAUGUUAGUAUUAUACCUAAUUCUGUGUUGACAUUAAUUAAAGCUAUAAAUAAUAAAAAUAUUAUUAAUAAAUUAAGUUAUUUCGAAUGGAAUAAUUUAACUGAUAAAGUAUUCGAUAUUAUUUUACGUUUAUGUGGUUAUGAUUAUGGCGAUGAGGCAGAGGAAUUUUUUAAUGUUAAGUCAUUUAACAGAAUGAGUCAUCAAGUAAAGAAUAAAAGUAAGACACAUUUUAACUUAUUAGUUAAAAAAAAAAAUUACAAUUUGUUUAAUUCGAAAGGAAUAAGAAUACUAAAACCUUAUAUUUCAGAUAUUAUAUUAUGUAUUAGAAAAACUAUUUUAAAAAGAUAUAAAAAUUUUAUAUUCGAAACGGAAAAUGCAACAUUAUCAAAUAGAAAAAGUAAAAAGACAGAACUAAGAAUUAUUACCAAUAAAGAAUUACAAAUAUUAAUUGAGUUGUCUUCGUUUAACAAAAAUCAAAUACAAAACAUGCAUAUCAUUAAUAUUAUCUGUACCUCUCUGUUGAUUAAUUGUAAAUCUCUGCAUAGUACAAAUUCGUGUCAUAUACAUAAAAUAAAAUUAAUAUUGACAGCAAUAAAAAAAUUAAUUAUUAAUAUAUCAAAAGAGGACAAUUAUUUAAGAAAAAGGAAAAAAACAACUUGUAACUUAUCUUUUCUUAAUGGGGUUGGUGCAUUGGUUAAACGGUUCGUCCAUACGGGAAAAGAUAAUAUCGAAGAGAAGGUAACGGAAAGGGGAGAAAGCGUGGCAGAAGGGGACAAAGUAGGAAAUAAAAGAACAUAUGUUUCUUCCCCCAUUUUCUACUACAAUUCCCACAAAAUGUAUAUAUGCUUUAAAGUAAAAACCAUGUUAUAUGAAAUUAUUCAGAGGUGUUACGAUUUAAGCUGCAGAGUUCUCGCUGGUGAACUUUUAACUAUGGUUGGUUGUAUCUUCUUGAAAAUAAGAAAUAUUGAAAAAUAUUUAGAUUGCUUUAAAAAAAGUUUUCUUAAAUUUUUGAGGAAAACUAACGAUUUAUAUUAUAACUCCAAAUAUGUGUUAAAAUAUAUUAUGAAAAUUCCAUUAAAAAAUGAAAAAAUGAAAAAGAACAAGUACUACUCCUUUCUUCAGAUUGCUCAAAUAUUUUGUGGCUUAAACAUUUGUAAUGAAAGAUACUCAUUUCAUGAAUAUGACUCGGAUGUACAAUUUUUAAUUUUGUUAGAUCUAUGUAAUAUUAAAAUGCCAUUUAUUAUAUCUAAUUAUUUUUCGAACUUGAGUAAAAAUGAAGAUAUAAAUGAAAACAGUAAUUGCUGCAGUAAAAACGAUUUGUCUCUUCCACCAAAGGUGGAAUGUCAAAGAAAUACAACUAUAAAAAUUGGUAAUGGAAGAGCUGUUAACAGUCAGUUUACCUUUAAAUACCUCUUUCUAAAGAGUAAUAAAAUUUUUCUUGAAAUACUAAUAAGACAUUGUUUAUUUUUGAUCUUUAACGAAUCAACCAACGAAAUGGUGAGAGAUAAAUCUAUUAAAUUUAUUUUAUUUUUUACAAAAUUAUUGAAGCACUUAUUGCAAACAUGUGCAAAAAUGGGGGGAAAUGAAUAUGUUUAUAAUAUAAGCAUUGUUAGAGAUAUUAAAAUAUACGUACAUUUUGUUGUUAAUAUAAUAAUGCCCAAAGCUUUGAAUGCAUUAAAAAAAAACAUCAACGAUUUUACAAAAAUUUCUCUGGAAAUUAUACUUACGUCAUCAAAAAAUAUAUGCCCUUAUAUAAACAUAUUAAAUUUUUUAGAUAUAGAAAGCUUUUUAAGAGAUGUUAAAAAUUCGCGUGUAAGGAAUUAUGUAUUAAAUGAAAAUACUAACUCGCUAUUUUGCUUUAAUGCAAUAAAGGAAAAAUAUUCCAGAGAGUUUCACACUGUCAAGAGAGAUAAGAAAAGAAAUAAUGGUAUAAUAACAAACUUUAAAAUAUUAGAAAAUUUGUUAUUUUAUGAUCUAUACUACAAUAUAGUUGCUAGGAAAGACAAAAGGUAUAAUGAACAUUUAUCAACUACCUACAGAGAAAAUUAUAAGCAAGAAACUGUAAUUCAAAAUUUAUUAGACCUAAAAUCUGAAAACAACGCAAAAGGUGUAAAAAGAUUACUUAUCAUUGCACCAGAUCUGUGUACAUACACAACUUGUAAAAUAGUAAUACCUUUAGCAUUAAAUUAUGUUUUACAAACAAGUUCGAAAAAAGAAACAUACAACAAAUUUCUUAGCUUAAAUAGUAUAAAAUUACUUGGUUUAUGCCUAGAAAAGGUUGGAAUAAAAAUUGUAUACAAUUUAUUGCAUAUGCUACUAUCAGAGCUGAAGAAGAAUUCCUUUAAUAAAUUAUACAUUGAAAAAUCAAUAAGUCAUAUAGCGCGAAAGUAUGAUUUUAAAGAAUUUAAAGAAAUGAAAUUUAACCCGUAUUUAUACUUCAGUAAAAAUGUAAUGAACCAGAAGGAGAAAAGAAAUGAAGCAGAGUCUGAUACUGUUAAAUCGGAUAAUGAAGGACAGAAUAAAAGAGAAGAUAUUAAGGCUCAGUAUUUAAGCUCAAAUGGAUGUGAAGAAGAACGAGCUAUACGCCCGAAUGAAGUAUCAUCUAUAAAAGAAAUAAACUCAGGUGUAGAAAAUGUAACCUAUAUAAAGAAAAAAUAUAAUUUACAUUGCAAUAAAUUUAUUCAGUAUAUUCUUCCGCAGUUAAAAUUUUUAAUGUUUGAUAGAACAUUGAUGAACAAUAAGAAAAAAAAAAAAAAGAGUUAUAUAAACGAUUUAGUUGUUGACCAUAAAAACAAGGAUGUUGUAGCUAAGCCGGAUAUGAUCAUAUCCUUUUUAGUAAUAUUAAAUAAAAUGAAUUAUAAUUUUCAGAAAGAAUUGCAUAAAAUAAUAUAUAAAUUAUGCUAUUGUUUGUCCUCUAAAACAAAUAAUAUAAGAAAUGAGUCAAAGAAAACGUUAUGUUAUAUAUCCAUGUAUCUCGGUUUGAAUUACUUUGAUUUAAUUAUAAAACAAAUGUCUGAUUAUUUAGUAAAGGGUUAUCACAUAUCAAUUUUUUUAUGUACUGUCAACUCAAUUUUAGAAUAUGCACUAUAUGAAAAGGAUAAAUUUCUAGAUAAAAAUUAUCUUAAAAUAAACUUCAACACAUUAAAUGAAGGUAAUAUAAAGAAGAAGAAGAAAUGCCAGGAAGAUAUAGAACUAGAAGAACUUUUUUCCUAUAAAAACAUAUGUACCAAUAUUUUCAAUAUGAUUAAACUAGAAAUUAUAAAUGAAAUUGACAAAAAUACAGAGGAUGUUAAUAAAACAAGAAUAAAGAGGAAAACAAUGGAAAGUAAAAAGACUUAUGGAAGCAAUAUAAUUAAACUGUUAACAACUGUAAUGCCAGAAAAAUGUAUAGAAAAUAAUAUAUUAACCUUUUUGGAGAGCUUAUUUAGUGGUGAAUCUUUCGAAUAUAAUGAAGUGGAGAAAAAUUUUAUAUUUAAAAAGAAAUACAUAAAUAUUAUUUCUUGCUAUUUUAAUAAUUUUAUAAAAGGCAUAGAAGAAAAUAAAAAUAUAUCUCACACAUUUAUGUUAAAUAUUAUUUACAAGUUAUUGAUAAAAUCAAUUUAUUUUUUUAGAGGAGAUAGUUAUGAAAAUUUACUUGCUGUUAUGAAAAAUUCCAACUAUUUAUUUUUUAAGUAUAAUUUGGUAAAUGAAGUACAUGGCUUUAAUCAUUUUAAAAAAUGUUUACAGUUUUUUAUAUCAGCAGAAACAUCGCAAGAAAAGUAUUUAGGUUAUAAUUAUGAACACAAGAGUAUUCAAUACCCCGAGAAAAGAAGCAAUUUGGAUCUAAUACAAGGCUCAUUUCAAGCAAAAAAUGUAUACGAGUUAAUUGGUAAGACCAAGAAGUUUGAUUUUAGGGUGCAUGCACAGGUUUUAGCUAGGGUGUCCAUAAGGUUACUAAUAUUUAUUAUUAAACGAUCGUCUCGUAUAUUUUCCGAAGACAGUGAAAAAUUAGACAUGUGCGAAGAAGCAAAGCAAGAUAAAAAUUUAAGUAGCAACAUCACUGCUGAGUUAAAUAGAAAUAAUGAUAAUGAAAAUAGAAGUAAAUGUAUUGAAAAUAGUAGUAAUUGUAUUGAAAAUAGUAGUAAUUGUAUUGAAAAUAGUACUAACUGUAUUGAAAAUAGUAGUAAUUGUAUAGAAAAUAGUACUAACUGUAUUGAAAAUAGUACUAACUGUAUUGAAAAUAGUACUAACUGUAUUGAAAAUAGUAUUAACUGUAUUGAAAAUAGUAGUAGUAGUAAUAAUAAUAGAAAUAGUAAUAUUAUUGUACCUAAUGGAAAAACAGUGGAAUGGACCCAAUAUAACUAUAAAGGUAGCACAAAGAACAGUUCAGCGAUCGAUAAUUUGAAUGUUAAAAAGGAACAACAAAUGGCAGUUAAUAUAUGUGUGAAUGAUAAGGAAGGGACUAUACAAUAUAUAGGGCAGAAGAAUACUGAAGUAAAUUGUGAGACUUAUUCAGGGUUUAUUGAAUAUAUUCGUUUAAUUGAACCGUUACUGGUUUAUUGCUAUUGUUAUGGGAAAGAAGAAGUAUUUAUUCUAUCAUCAAAAUGUAUUAAAAUCAUUAAGAGAAAGAAAUAUAGCGAUUUCAAAAAGUUUGGAAAAUUAAUAAUAUUAUCAUCCAUAGAUAUAUUAAAAAAUAUACCUAACUAUUAUAGUAAAGAGUUUGACAAACUCAUUUUAGCCUGUAUUGAUACCCUCACCUCUUUGAUAAAAAGUAAUAACAAAAAUGACUUUAUGUCUUGGCUUAAUUCGGAUGUGUCACAUCAUGCGGACUCAAUUAACAAUUUGAAGAGCGAUCAAAAUGACGCGUACAAUGGUACCCCCAGUGGUACCCAAAAUAGUAGCCAAAACGAUAGUACUGCUUCUAAUAAUAUGAGCAAAAUAGUAGGAACAUUGGAUAGAAUUAAUCGCAACCACAUAAAUAAAGUCAAACGACAAAAAAAAUUGAAUUAUCUGCUAGAUGGUAACAUCUUAUCUAUGCAAUAUAAUAAUGAGAAGGAGGCGGAACAUACCUCAUAUGAAGAAUCAAUCAAUUCAUUAAGAUAUUGUUUAAUUAACCAAAUAUCUUUAUUACUGGAUAGUAAAAAUCACGUGUGGGAGUUAUUACUACUAUUAAAAAAUUGCUUGCUUCGUGAAGAUAUAAAUAAUAUUGUUAAGCAUCAUUCUAUUAUUUUAAAAAUAAAUGGUUGUAUUGAUCAAAUUUUCACAAUAAUGAUUAAAGAAUCUUAUAAUUUGAAAUUAUCUUUUUUAUGUGGUCAGAUUUACAUUGACUUUUUGAUGCGCUUUCCUAUAUCACAAAAAGAAAAAAAAAAAAAAUUUUUUCAAAUAUUGAAUAACUUAAAUGAUGAAAAUGAUGACUCAAGAAUUGCUGUUUUGAAUACUAUAUUUUUGUUCUUAAAUAGAGUUAAUGCAAAAUUAUUGAAAGAAGAAUUUUACUACGUUACCUAUGCUAGUCUUUUAGUUAAUUUUUCUAAUGAAACGAACUGUAAGUGCAAAAAAAUGUAUGUAUUUUUAUUAACAUUGCUCUUUCAACAAGUAAAUGAUUUAAAUUAUGUUUUUAAUUCUUAUAAAAUUUUAAAACACAAUUUGAUAUUCUCCUUGAAGUCUACCAUUGUUUAUACUUACUUGUAUUUAUUGCCUGUCUUUACAUCAAUUUUUUUUAAAAAUAUGCCGUUGUACUAUCAAAUUAUUCUGAGUGAAAUUUCUUUUGAAAAUAACCAACAGAUUAAUUCGAAAGAGUAUAAAAAAAGGAGAAAGAAUAAAAUUAAGCAGCUGUGCUCAGAAGAAAAUAGUAUUAGCAAUAGUAAUAUAACAUAUGAUGAACUAGAGCAAGGUGAAGACAGUUCUUUAGAGAAAUAUUCAGAAAAUCAUCUGAACUCCAUUCGUAAUUAUUUCUUAAAUGAAUUACUGAGAUACUCCAAUAAUGACAAAAAUAAGAAUAAGUGUAAUGAAGAAGAAAAAAGAAAAAAGAAAAAGGAAAAAAAUAAUGCGUCUGCCUACGCACAAGAGGAUAAGAUUAUGUUUAUGAGGAACCAAUUAGAAGAUUUAUUUUUAUCAUUAGUGUUUUAUAUAAUUGGAAUAACUUGCGCAAAUAUAAAAACAUAUAUGAAAGAAGAUAAAAAUUUAAUUCAUAUUUUCACAUCUUCUCAAAAUAUUAUCUAUUUUUGUAAUCACUACGUUAUAUAUAAAGAAAUUGAUGCUGAUAUGGUGUAUUUAUUUUAUAAGUCGUUAGAGCAAAUUUUUUCAUAUAUAGACAUUGAUUUAAUAGAAAAUUUAUUGUUUGAAAAAUGUAUAUAUGAAAAAUACGCCCACGAAAAGUAUAAGGUAUACUUUUUAAAACAUGAUAACAUUAAAUGUUUUAAGAGAGAUAUUGGCGCAUGUCAUACUAAACAACAUGUCAAUAUAAUACACAACAUAGAUGCGGAUUAUGAAAAAUUAAUUUUAUACUAUUUAUACUUCUGGAAUUUAAUAUUUGAAAAUGGGCUAUUUAAUAAUAAUUCAUAUAUACAAAUUACAUCAGUAAAAAUAUUGUUGAAUUAUAUAAAUAAAAAAGUGGCAUAUCCAUUUUUCCCUUUGCUGCUAGUUAAAUUAUUUUCUUCCAAUACAUUUAUUAUCAAUCUUAUUAUUAAAAAAAUGUUAUCACUACUUUUAAAUUCGUACUUUCUUGAACAUUUUUAUAUAUAUCAUAAGGAAAUUAGUUUUCUCCUUUCAAAAAUAUGCAAACUGUUAAUUCGUUUUCCGUGGAUUACCAACGGUCUUGAGGAGGAAAAGGAGCAAAGUGAACUAAGUUAUAAGAAAAAUUCUAUAAAGAACAUAGAUUUAAAUAAUACGUUAAAUCCUUGCAUCGGGUUUAAUGGUGCCACACCAGUGCAAAAUGGAAUAGAUUCUACUGUUGUGGAACAGAAUACUCCCAAAAAACAGUAUGAAAAUAAGGAUGAUCAUUUAAAUAACUCAAGUGAUGGUGAAGAAUUUAAUAGAGUAUACGCUAUUUUGCAGAAUGAAGAAUAUAUAGUAGCGACUUAUAAUACAUAUGACUAUAAAAAUGAUCAUGGAAAUUCUGAAAUUGGUGAAGAUAUUGAGAUGACCAAAGAAAUGUUAUCAUAUAGCAAAUUUUUUUUAAUUAUCGUUACAUUAUCACGUGGAAUAAGCUUACACUUAAAAAAUAAAAAAAAAUCAUUUACAAGAAUAUUAACCAUAUUAAAUACUUUUAAAAAUAUAAUUAAUGAUUUUCCACCACAACUCUGGAAUCUUGAUAAUGGAAUAAUUAAUAAUGUUAUUUCUCCUUUAUACAAAAUAGCAUCCAUUUAUAAAAAAAAAUAUUUCGUUGAGGAUGAAAAUAUUUUUGAAGAAACGAGUGUAUACAAAAAGUUUAUUUAUUUGUCGAGUUAUUCGUGGCAUAUUAUUUCUCUCUUAGAGGAAAAAUUACAGAAUAAUAAGAACAUUUUUAAUAAAGCCUUCGUGCAAACCAGACAGAGAAUUAACCGAAUUAGGUUUAUCAAGAAAAGAAGAAAGAAUAUAUUAGCUGUGAAAAACCCCACGUUAUAUACGUUAAAUAAGUUUAAGAAAAGGGAGAAAAAAAAAAUGAAAAAAAGGAAAGAAAUGUGA
This is a messenger RNA of Plasmodium malariae, 13113 nucleotides long. RefSeq names its product conserved Plasmodium protein, unknown function. Bases 1 to 13113 code for a protein of 4370 amino acids. The transcript has 4 exons. Gene Ontology annotation, cellular component: 90S preribosome; nucleolus; small-subunit processome. The record is from RefSeq and is a predicted model, not a curated record. Lineage: Eukaryota; Apicomplexa; Aconoidasida; Haemosporida; Plasmodiidae.